UUACGUGGGGACGGAAAAUCGAAAGACUGCCGGUGGAAAAAGGAAACCAUUAAUAAAAAAAAAGGAAAAUCUCCAGAAUCGUUUACUUAGCAGAAUCAAUGAAGGGUUUAAUUAUGUGUUAAUCUUUUCUCCUCCAUUUUCCUUCCACCAUUUUUCAAUAAAAAACAAGCAAGCCUCCACGCCGCUCCCAUUUUCUGGGCUGUUGAAGGAUUUUGUGAAGGGGAUUGUUAUCUUAAUUUUUUGAUAAAUAAUUUUCUUGUAGGAAAAGAAUUUUUUGAUUGGAGUGAUCUGAGAUUGGGAUUCUCUAGUUUCUUGAAGUGGGAGAACUAUUCGUGGAUUGAUCUGUAUUUUUCUGGGGGGUGGAAGUUGUUUGUAAUUAUUGGAUUUGUUUUUCUUCCUCGAGGAUUGAUCUUUGGGUUCUGAAGGAUACAGCUGAAGUUGAAUUGAAGAUUCUGAUCUGAUUGGAAUUGUUGCAGAAUGGUUGCUUCAGCCACUUUAGGAGUUGGAUCUCUUGUUUGGGUGGAGGAUCCUGAUGCGGCCUGGUUGGAUGGAGAAGUUGUCGAGGUCAAUGGCGGAAAUGUCAAGGUCCAUUGUACAUCGGGGAAGACGGUCGUGGUCCCAGCAGCCAAUGUAUACCCUAAAGAUGCCGAAGCUCCGCCUUGUGGGGUUGAUGAUAUGACGAAGCUGGCAUACUUGCAUGAGCCUGGAGUUCUACACAAUUUGAAAACAAGAUAUGAUAUAAAUGAAAUAUAUACCUAUGUAGGAAAUAUACUGAUUGCUGUGAACCCAUUUCAAAGAUUGCCUCAUCUCUACGAUAGCCAUAUGAUGGCACAGUAUAAAGGAGCAGCUUUUGGUGAGCUGAGUCCGCACCCAUUUGCCGUUGCUGAUGCUGCAUACAGACAAAUGAUAAAUGAAGGAAUUAGUCAGUCAAUUUUAGUGAGUGGUGAGAGUGGAGCGGGUAAAACAGAAAGCACUAAAUUGCUUAUGCAGUAUCUUGCUUACAUGGGGGGGCGGUCUGGAGCAGAGGGAAGAAGUGUGGAGCAGCAGGUUCUCGAGUCAAAUCCAGUUCUCGAGGCAUUUGGUAAUGCGAAGACAGUGCGGAAUAAUAAUUCAAGUCGAUUCGGUAAAUUUGUCGAGCUUCAGUUUGAUCAAAAAGGUAGGAUAUCCGGUGCUGCUAUCAGAACGUACUUGUUAGAAAGAUCUCGUGUUUGCCAAGUAUCCGACCCGGAGAGAAAUUACCAUUGCUUCUAUAUGCUCUGCGCUGCACCCCCGGAGGACAUAAAAAAAUACAAGUUGGGAGAUCCAAGAACAUUUCAUUAUCUAAACCAGACAAAUUGCUAUAAGCUUGAUGGAAUAGACGAUGCUAAAGAGUAUAAACAGACUAGGAAGGCAAUGGAUACUGUGGGAAUCAGUGCCAAGGACCAGGAGGCAAUAUUUCGAGUUAUUGCUGGAAUCCUGCAUCUUGGAAAUAUCGAAUUUGUUAAGGGGAAAGAAAUCGAUUCAUCCAUGCCAAAAGAUGAGAAGUCGUGGUUUCAUUUAAGAACAGCAGCUGAACUUUUCAUGUGUGAUGCAAAGGCUUUGGAAGACUCCCUCUGCAAGCGUAUCAUCGUGACCCGUGACGAAACCAUCACCAAAGAGUUGGAUCCAGAGGCCGCUGCAUCCAGCAGAGAUGCUCUGGCCAAAAUUGUAUAUGCAAGAUUGUUUGACUGGCUCGUGGACAAGAUUAAUAGUUCAAUCGGUCAAGAUCCAAAUUCAAAAUGCUUAAUUGGAGUUCUCGAUAUCUAUGGAUUUGAGAGUUUCAAGAUUAACAGUUUUGAACAAUUUUGCAUCAACUUGACCAACGAGAAGCUUCAGCAGCACUUCAAUCAGCACGUUUUCAAAAUGGAGCAAGAUGAGUAUACGAAAGAAGAAAUCAACUGGAGCUACAUUGAGUUCAUUGACAACCAAGACGUUCUAGAUCUAAUUGAAAAGAAACCGGGAGGCAUUAUUGCACUUCUCGAUGAAGCUUGCAUGUUUCCACGGUCAACUCACGAAACAUUCGCCCAGAAGCUGUACCAGACGUUCAAGAACCAUGAGCGCUUUCGGAAGCCAAAACUAGCCCGUUCUGAUUUCACCAUUUGCCAUUAUGCUGGUGAUGUAACAUAUCAUACCGAUUUGUUUCUGGACAAAAACAAGGAUUAUGUCAUCGCGGAACACCAGGCACUUUUGUGUGCUUCCAAAUGUUCAUUUGUUUCGGGUCUGUUUCCGCUGUCAAACGAGGAGUCGUCCAAACAAUCUAAAUUUUCUUCUAUUGGCACAAGGUUUAAGCAACAAUUGCAAGCCUUGCUAGAAACAUUGAGUUCGACGGAGCCUCACUAUAUUCGUUGUGUGAAGCCAAAUAACCUUCUUAAACCGGCUAUUUUCGAGAACCAUAAUGUCCUGCAACAACUUCGCUGUGGGGGUGUUAUGGAAGCAAUCAGGAUAAGUUGUGCUGGAUAUCCUACGAAACGACCCUUCUAUGAAUUUGUUGACCGUUUCGGCAUCCUUGCUCCCGAAGUAUUAGAUUCAAGUUCGGAUGAGGUUACCGUUUGUAAGAAUCUUUUGGAGAAAGUUGGGCUCGAAGGGUAUCAGAUAGGCAAAACAAAAGUGUUUCUGAGGGCUGGUCAGAUGGCUGAGCUUGAUGCUCGUAGGAGUGAGGUGUUGGGAAGGUCGGCAAUUGUCAUACAGAGGAAAGUUCGUUCAUAUAUGGCUCGAAAGAGUUUUAUAUUGCUGCGACGGUCGGUAAUAUGCAUUCAAUCAGUGUGCAGAGGAGAACUUACACGACGUGUUUAUGAGUCCAUGCGGAGAGAAGCUGCAUGUCUCCGGAUUCAGACUGAUUUGCGAAUGUAUCUUGCAAGAAAAGCGUACGUCCAGCUCAGCGCAUCUGCUCUUUCAAUUCAGACAGGAAUGCGCGGAAUGGCUGCUCGUACAGAGCUUUGCUUCAGACGGCAGACCAAAGCAGCUAUUAAGAUACAGAGUCACUGCCGCCAAUUUUUGGCUCGUUCGGAAUACUUGAAGCUGAAGAAGGCUGCAAUCACUACACAAUGCGCGUGGAGGGCUAAAGUUGCUCGUAAAGAACUGCGCAAAUUGAAAAUGGCUGCAAGGGAAACCGGAGCUCUGCAAGCUGCCAAGAAUAAACUUGAGAAGCAAGUUGAAGAGCUUACUUGGAGAUUACAAUUGGAGAAGCGUAUGAGAACUGAUUUAGAAGAAGCGAAAACACAAGAGACGGCGAAAUUGCAAAAAGCCUUACAAGAGGUUCAGCUUGAGUUGAAAGAAACAAAAGACAAGCUGUCGAAGGAAAAGGAAGCUGCCAAGCAGGCGGCCGAGCAAGUUCCUGUAAUAAAGGAGGUUCCUGUCCUCGACCAAGAAUUACUGGAUAGGCUCAAUUCCGAAAAUGAAAACCUCAAGGGCUUGGUUAGCUCUCUUGAAACUAAAAUAGCCGAGACAGAGAAGAAGUACAAGGAGACGAGCAAGCUUAGCGAGGAGAGACUGAAGCAGGCUUUGGAGGCUGAGUCGACGAUCGUGAAGUUGAAAACCAACAUGCACAGGCUGGAAGAAAAGAUUUCUGACAUGGAAAACGAGAACAAAAUUCUCCGGCAGCAGACCUUAAUCAAUGCUGGCAAAGGAACAAUAAAUCCUCCAACCAAGGCUUUGGAAAAUGGUCAUCAUGCUAGCGAAGCAAUGAGAACUGAGGAAUCCUUCCAUACACCUGUCAAAGGUUACGAAACCCCUGAUAGCAAACCAAGGAGGCCCCCGACUGACCGUCCACAUGAAGACGUGGAUGCUCUCAUUGAAUGUGUCAAGAAAGAUGUCGGUUUCAGUCAAGGCAAGCCCGUCGCUGCUUUCAUGAUAUACAAGUGCCUAUUGCAUUGGAAGUCGUUCGAAGCUGAACGAACCAGUGUGUUCGAUCGUCUCAUUCAGAUGAUUGGUUCUGCUAUCGAGGAUCAAGAGAGUAGUGAUCAUAUGGCCUAUUGGUUGUCGAACACCUCGACGCUUCUGUUCUUACUUCAAAAAAGUCUGAAACCUGCCGGCGCAACUCCAUCACGUAAACCGCAACAGCCAACGUCCUUAUUUGGGAGAAUGACUAUGGGUUUUCGUUCUCCUUCUGCCGUCACUGCUGCUGCAGCUGCCGCCGCACUUGAGACAGUGCGCCAAGUUGAAGCCAAAUAUCCGGCUUUGCUUUUCAAGCAGCAACUCACUGCGUAUGUCGAGAAAAUAUAUGGCAUUAUUCGGGACAGCUUGAAGAAGGAACUCGGAGGGUUGCUUGCUUUAUGCAUUCAGGCUCCGAGAACCUCCAAGGGAAGCGUUCUGAGAUCGGGGCGGUCAUUCGGGAAAGACUCUCCGACGAAUCAUUGGCAGAGCAUCAUUGACUGCCUCAACUCCCUUCUCACCACACUUAAAGAAAAUUUUGUUCCUUCGGUUCUCAUUCAGAAGAUCAUCACACAGACUUUUUCAUAUAUCAACGUACAACUCUUUAACAGCCUCCUUCUUCGUCGCGAGUGCUGCACAUUCAGCAAUGGUGAAUACGUCAAAGCUGGACUGGCCGAGCUCGAAUUAUGGUGCUGCCAAGCGAAAGAAGAGUAUGCUGGCUCGGCUUGGGACGAACUCAAACAUAUUCGACAAGCUGUUGGAUUCUUGGUGAUACACCAAAAGUAUAGAAUAUCAUACGACGAGAUCACCAAUGAUUUGUGCCCUAUUUUGAGCGUCCAGCAGCUCUACAGAAUAUGCACUUUAUAUUGGGACGACAACUACAACACUCGAAGUGUGUCCCCUGAAGUUAUAUCGAGCAUGCGCGUGCUAAUGGCCGAGGACUCAAACAACGCCGUCAGCAGCUCAUUUUUGUUGGACGAUAAUUCCAGCAUCCCAUUCUCUGUCGAUGACCUUUCGAGCUCAAUCGAAGCCAAGGAUUUCUUAGAUGUCAAGCCUGCGUCCGACCUCCUCGAGAAUCCGGCCUUCCAGUUUUUACAUGGCUAAGGCCGACGCCUCUAAAACUAAAACCGCAACCGCGCCCCAAAUGGUGUACAUUUUAUUAAUUUUCGAUUUUGAUUUUGAUUUCGAUUAUAUUUAAAGUAUUAUCAUUAUUUAUAUAUAAAUAUAUAUAUAUAUAUACGUUGGUGCUUGUUGAUUUUGUAUGGGCAUCUGUUUUUGAUCCUUGCCGUGCCAAAUUGGUUGUAUUCUUUCAAAUUCCCAAGGGGUUGUUUUUGUUUAGUACUGUAUUAUAUAUACAUAGUGAAAAUUGUGAAAUAUUUGCCUUUCUUUUUCUU
Andrographis paniculata is the source of this 5282-nucleotide messenger RNA. RefSeq names its product myosin-6-like. The record is from RefSeq and is a predicted model, not a curated record. Bases 478 to 4992 code for a protein of 1504 amino acids. Gene Ontology annotation, molecular function: microfilament motor activity; actin filament binding; ATP binding. The transcript has 38 exons. NCBI's taxonomy places the organism in Eukaryota, Viridiplantae, Streptophyta, Magnoliopsida, Lamiales, Acanthaceae. Gene Ontology annotation, cellular component: vesicle; cytoplasm; actin cytoskeleton. Gene Ontology annotation, biological process: actin filament organization; vesicle transport along actin filament.